UGGCGGUUGGGCAGUGGUGCUUUGAGCGGUGGGCAGGGUGCCUUUCCGAGGCCUGAGCGGAGAAGCUGUGGGCCGUAGGUGCCGCCUCCGUAUCUUUUUACAAGCCUGACACCCGUCCCUCAUCCUCCGUAACGGGGUGUCACGUGAGCGCCCGCUGGGGCGCGGGUCGCUGUCCCCGCAGCCCUGACUCGACGCCCUGGGCCUCGGGCGCGUUUCACACUGGGGAACUCAGGCUCGGAGUGCGACAGUCAGCCAAGGUCACCCCGCUCUGGGCCGCGAACGGGUGGCGGUCGGCUGAAUCCUGCAGGCCCCUCGGCCGCUGCCCCUCCGGGUCCUGCUCUGUGCACAGGGUCCUGUGAUGGCGGCGGCGUGGAUGGAGCCGGUGCGGAUGCCUGUGACCUUCGAAGAUGUGGCCGUGACUUUUACCCAGGAGGAGUGGGGGCAGCUGGACCCGGCCCAGAGGACCCUGUACCAGGAGGUGAUGCUGGAGACCUGUGGGCUCCUGGUCUCUCUGGGCUGUCCUUUGCCCAAACCAGAGCUGUUCUACCCAUUGGAUCACAGCCCAGAGUUACAGACAUUGAAGAGAGGCCUCUCCCCUAACUCCUGCCCAGGUGACAGUACAAAACCCGGGACCACAGAGCUUUCCCUUUCUCACCUUGCCUUAUCUGAGGAAGUCUCACCACAGGAACAACUGACUCAGCAAGCUCUGGGGGACUCCCAGCUGGAGCAAGGCAAAAAUCAGGAUAGGCCAUCAGAAAUGCUGGAAAGCCAGUUGAAACCAGGGAUAAACCCCCAAAUGGAGAAGCUCCCUGGGAACAUGAAGCCUGAACAUGAUGGUUUAGGGACAGGUGAUGGUGUACACUCAAGGACUGUACGGGAGCUGAUCCCUCCAGGACGUGUUCUCCACAAAUAUGACUCACAGGGCCUACUGAAAGAUCCCUUGAUUCAUAAAGGGAAACAUCCCCAUCAGCGUGAGGAAUGCGGGAAAGUGUUUACCAAGAAUUGCUUUCUUGUGCGACAUGAGCAGAUUCACUCUGGAGCAAAGCCCUAUGAAUGCACUGAGUGUGGGAAAACUUUUAGCAAGAGCACACACCUCCUCCAGCACCACAUGAUCCACACAGGGGAGCGACCCUAUGAGUGCAUGGAAUGUGGGAAGGCCUUCAACCGCAGGUCACACCUCACAAGACACCAGCGGAUUCACACUGGAGAGAAGCCUUAUAAGUGCAGUGAAUGUGGAAAGGCCUUUACCCACCGCUCCAAUUUAGUCUUGCAUAACAGAAGCCACACUGGAGAAAAACCCUUUGUGUGCAAAGAAUGUGGGAAAGCCUUCCGUGAUAGGACUGGUUUCCUUCGACACUACAUCAUCCACACGGGAGAGAAGCCCUUUGAGUGCAUAGAGUGUGGGAAGGCCUUCAACCGCAGGUCCCACCUCACGUGGCACCAGCAGAUUCACACUGGAGUGAGACCCUUUGAAUGCAGUGAAUGUGGGAAAGCCUUUUGCGACAGCACGGACCUCAUUCAGCACUAUGUCAUCCACACAGGAGAGAAGCCAUACAAGUGCCUCGAGUGUGGGAAGGCCUUCUACCGCCGGUCACACCUCAAGCAGCACCAGCGGAGUCACACUGGGGAGAAGCCCUAUGUGUGCAGUGAGUGUGGAAAGGCCUUCACCCACUGCUCUACUUUCAUCUUGCACAAAAGGGCCCACACUGGAGAAAAACCCUAUGAAUGCAAAGAAUGUGGGAAAGCCUUUAGCAAUCGAUCAGACCUCAUCCGACACUUCAGCAUCCACACUGAGGAGAAGCCCUAUGAGUGCACAGAGUGUGGGAAGGCCUUCAAUCGCCGGUCAUACCUCACAAGGCACCAGCGGAUUCACAGUGGAGAGAAGCCCUAUGAAUGCAUGGAGUGCGGCAAAGCCUUUUGCCAGAGGGCAAACCUCAUUCGACAUGCCAUUAUCCACACUGGGGAGAAGCCCUUCGAGUGCAGUGAGUGCGGAAAGGCCUUCACCUACUGUUACACUUUCAUCUUGCAUAAAAGGGCUCACAUUGGAGAAAAACCUUUUGAGUGCAAAGAAUGUGGGAAAGCCUUUAGCACUAGGAAAGACCUCAUUCGACACAUCAGCAUCCACGCUGGAGAGAAGCCCUAUGAGUGCAUGGAGUGUGGGAAGGCCUUCAACCGCCGUUCAGGGCUCACAAGGCACCAGCGGAUUCACAGUGGAGAGAAGCCCUAUGAAUGCAGGGAGUGUGGGAAAUCCUUUUGCUGGAGCACAAGCCUUAUCCGACACUCCGUUAUCCACACUGGAGAGAAGCCCUAUGAGUGCAGUGAGUGUGGAAAAGCCUUCAGUCGCAGCUCAUCCCUCACUCAGCAUCAGAGGAUUCAUAAUGGGAGAAACCCUGUCAGUGUAACAGAAUUGGGAAGACCCUUCACAAAUGAGCAGCCAUCAGUCACCCUCUAAGAGCUCCUAUGGGGGAAAGAUUUCUUGAAUGUAACCACUGAGGAAACAUCUUACUCAGAAUCUGAUCAUUCACACCAAAGAGAAACCCUUCAGUUUCCUUACCUAUGAGAAACCCUUUUGUUGCAGGAUAUCAUUUGUCAUCUAAGGAGUCACACUGGAAAUUUACCCAGUCUAGAGCCUUAUUCUACAUCUGAGAAUUCAUCCAGGAGUGUGAUCCAGUUAUUCUCAUGAAUUUAGCAUAACCAUCAGCCACAUCUUUCUCCUCAGUUUACACUGAAAAAUUAUCUCAGGGAUAUUUAAACAAAGGAAGAGAAGACAUAAAAGAGAAAUUCAAGCAUGGUUUCUUUCAGACUUCUGUGACCAGCCUAGGGUAGUUUGUUCCUUAUCUUAUUUGGGGAAGGGGGAGUGUUGUUUCAGAGAUGAGAGAGCCUUGUCCCCUUUAUCUUGUGUAUACUUCCACUGCUGUCCAUUAUCAGGACAGUUGGACAUUUAGGGUGUGUCUGAAAACAUUUAUUGAAAGCCUUUGUUCUACAGCUUCGUCUCUACCCUUGAGUAGCAUAAGCCUUAAUGAGAAAUAUGAAGGCUUGAGUUAUGAAAUACUGUUAAAUUUCAGGAGGUAAAGAUGUAUGUAUAAAUGGGCCCACUGUACCACACUCAAGAUUUUGAUUUAAACAAAAACAAAACAAUGUUUUUUCAUGUGUCUUUAACAACCCACUACUUAUACUUGCUCUUGAUCUACUUGUUUAUUGGUUUUUUUGUGUGAGGACAGCGGUGUAGCUAUGUGACCUUCCCAGAUGAAUCUGAAUUCUUCCCUCUGAUUGUGGUUCCUAAGCUUCUCCCAUCCUCCAUAGACUUCUCCCAAGUCCACAUCAGUUGUUUUCUAGGGGUUGAAUUAGAGCCAAAACAAAAUCAAAUACAUAGCUAAAUUAGCUUAAGAAAAAAUAAACUCAGGGGCACCUGGGUAGCUCAGUUGGUUAAGCGGCUACCUUCGGCU
This is a messenger RNA of Zalophus californianus (California sea lion), 3446 nucleotides long. Its product is annotated as zinc finger protein 543. NCBI's taxonomy places the organism in Eukaryota, Metazoa, Chordata, Mammalia, Carnivora, Otariidae. Gene Ontology annotation, biological process: regulation of DNA-templated transcription. The coding region runs from base 359 to 2452 and encodes 697 amino acids. The transcript has 4 exons. The record is from RefSeq and is a predicted model, not a curated record.